Molecule: messenger RNA, 1602 nt
Organism: Rhincodon typus (whale shark)
Lineage: Eukaryota; Metazoa; Chordata; Chondrichthyes; Orectolobiformes; Rhincodontidae
Product: B-cell scaffold protein with ankyrin repeats-like
Exons: 9
Coding region: 277-1602 (441 amino acids)
Biological process (GO): B cell activation; negative regulation of B cell activation; negative regulation of phosphatidylinositol 3-kinase/protein kinase B signal transduction
Molecular function (GO): protein tyrosine kinase binding; signaling receptor binding
Source: RefSeq, a predicted model, not a curated record
UUUCAGCUUUUCAUUUUACUUUUACGCAGGAAACAACAGGUUGCUGCACAAACUAAAAAUACGCCUAGUUGCCGCCAGCUGACAAUAGACUGAGCUGCGUUACAGAAUGUUGCUAUUGGCUUGUAGUUACAAAUCAGGAAGUGUCAGUACACAAAUUCUUACACAUAAGGCUGGAAGGACAAUGUUCUGUUCUUUACUCAGUGUUGGUUCAUAGCCAGGUACCAGACUAGGCUGGCAGCGAGAGAUCCGCCAGAAUUUGCUCCUUGCGCCGUCAACAUGAGGAGCUCAGAAGCCUCGAGCAGAGACCUAGUGAUCCUGUAUGAAGAGGAGGCAGAAGAGUGGAGUGCAUAUUUGAAACAGAUUUUCCUGGACCAAUUAAAUCCAAAAAGUAUCCACUGCUAUAAAGUCGGAUGUCCCAAUGAUCUGAAAAUUGCAACUCCCGAGCUGGCUGCCUACAGAUGCAAGUUGCUCGUGCUCACUCCUGGUUUCCUAACUGCACUGACAAUCCCAAAGAGAAUCCACCUCAGUAAGAUUUUGCAACCUUCUGAUGAAGUGGUGCUGCUUCUCUGCGGAGUACCGAAUUCUGAUGAACUCUACCAGCUGGUGUCUAUACCGAGAGGAAGCUGUGAGCUCUCGAGCGAUCAGGAUGCUCAAGACUAUCAGUCUGCUGUCAUCAGCAUCCUCAAUUCAGAUUCAUUUAUAGAAUCUGGUGUCAAUGAUUGGCAGCAGUGCAUGGGUCCAAGAGAAGAUCCACUUGGAGGGCCUGGUUCCUUUAAUGCCGUCACUGUGCCUGUGUUGGUGAUACCAAAUCGGAUACAGUGCAAAAGCCCAAGUGAGAUAUACAUGCUGCUGAAAAAUAGUGUGUCACUCGGUGAAAACCCAGAGAUUGAAUUUCUGUCAAGGACUGAGAAAGUGAAGGUUCGACCAACUAUUUGGAACAGUCAAACACUUUGCGUAAGAGCUCUCGAUCUGCCUGCUGGCCCAGUGACAAUGAGCCUUUAUUGUGGAGGAGUGCGAAUAGCCCAGGCUGAAGUUUUGUACUACACUCCAAUGGAAGAAAUUGAGCGAUUGCUAAUAAGAACAGCUGAUCCAAUAGAAUUCAUCUGUCAGGAUAGCAUCUCUGACAGAGCAGUGGUCCCUCAAGAUUGCAUCAGAAGGUCAGCCUUGACUUUGGAGCCAAGUCUUAGGAUUUGGGAUUUGAGAUUUGAACCUACAACUUCCAACUCCGAGGCAUUCCAGAUUAACUCCAAGGAUCAAUUGGAUCAGCUCCUCACUCAAUCUCUUCGUAACUCACUACCACCCAGUGGACUUGGCGUUUUCCAAACUCUUGGACCUAAUGAAAGAACUGAACACAGUGAUCUGGGACAUGGCCAUGAGUUCCCAACCCUGCUCCAUUUUGCAGCCAAGAAUGGACUAGAGAAUCUUGUCACUCUGCUUCUAGAAUGUCCUGGAUCAGCCCAGGCCUCCACUGUCCUGAAUGUUUGUAGAGAAAACCCAAGAGAUAUCGCUGAAAAGAAUGGAUUUCUGCAAAUCCGGGAGCUCUUAGAUAAAUUUGCAAAUGUGGCCAUCGCUGGCAAAGUUGGUAUUGUGGUCCAUUCUUAA